UUUAUUAGUUUAUCAUUAAUUAGUAUCUCGAAGAGAAAUGGUACUUUCUUAAAUUCUCUAAUCAGUACAAUAUUGCAAUUGUUAUAACCUGUCAAGUGUAAGAGACUAAUUGAUAAUCAUCUUUACGUUUGGUCAUUGAAACACGUUCAAUGUUCUGUCGAAGUCUGGUGAAGCAAACAUUCGAAACUAAUUGCAAAGAAGUGGGAUAGAAGUGUAAGGAAAAGGAGAGGCUGCAUGUCAGUGGGCGGGGAGUAGACAUGUAUGAUAUAAGUAUGAUGAAUAAUCAUCUAGUAAAAGAUUAGAAUUUGAACAGUCUGUGUUUGAUAGUACCAGAAAUUACAGCUAUGAAGAACGAGGAACCUGCAGAAAAUACAGAAAAAGGAUCAACGACAAUUUGUGGUGAACUCGGCAUCAGACACCUGCAAAUACUUUUACAGUUCUUUGGAAUGGUAAUUGGAUAUUGUCUUCGAGUGAGCAUGUCGGUAGCUAUUGUGGCAAUGACACAGAAUAAUCAAAGCAGUGAUCAUGCAUUUGAGGUCUACAAUUGGAAAUCGACGGAGCAGUCACUGAUCCUCUCUUCUUUCUUUUGGGGCUACACGAUAAUGCAAAUACCAAGUGGCUACAUAGCUACAGUAUGGAGCGCACAAAAAUUACUCAGUGUUGGAGUACUGCUUUGCGGAAUCUUAAACAUUUUGACACCGACCGUUGCUCAUUAUGGGAGUUACAUUGGUGUUUGUAUUUGUAGAGUAGGCAUGGGACUGUGUCAGAGUUGUCUUUUACCGUCUAUACAGACUCUACUUUCUAAGUGGGCACCGCCAUCCGAACGAGCACGACUUGGUACACUUGCUUACGCUGGGGCACAAUUUGGGACCGUGAUUUGUUUUCCAAUUUCUGGAGAAUUAGCAGCUUCAAGUGUUGGCUGGCCAUCUAUCUUUUAUACGUUUGGCGUUUUAGCGAUAAUUUGGGCCAUUGUAUUUUUCAUUUUUGGUUCGGACAGUCCUUCUAAGCACUCGGGGAUAUCGGAGAAAGAAAGGCGAUAUAUAGAAGAUAGCUUAAAAACUCCCGGGGAUACAGAAAAAUCAGAUAACAAAACGGCGAUGAAAACACCAUGGAAAGCUAUAUUCACCUCAGUACCGAUGUGGGCCCUUAUAAUUGUACAUUGUGGACAAAAUUGGGGCUUUUGGACUCUUAUCACAGAACUACCAAUUUACAUGAACAAUAUUUUAAAAUUUAAGUUGGAGGAGAACGGUUGGAUAUCGGCGCUUCCUUAUUUAACGAUGUGGAUACUAAGUUUUCCAACAUGCUGGUUAGCUGAUUAUGCUUUAAAGAAGAAUAUCUCAAGAGGAGUAAUUCGAAAAGUUUGCAAUUCGAUUGCACACUGGGGACCAGCGAUAGCUUUGAUUUGCCUUGGUACGAUGUCGGUGCACGAUGCCGCCGUGGCUACAACUAUCCUUGUGAUAGCUGUAGGUUUAAAUGCUGGAUCUCUAUCAGGAUUUCAAAUUAAUCAUAUCGACAUAAGUCCAAAUUUCGCUGGCACGUUGAUGUCCAUUACAAAUUGUAUAGCAUCUAUAAUUGCAAUAAUCGCACCAAUAGUCUGCGGCAUAAUCGCAUACGACGAGAAAGAUGUGAGCCAGUGGAAUAUAGUAUUCUACUUGUCUGCUACUAUUUAUAUUCUAGGAAAUUUAAUUUUUGUUAUCUUUGGCAGUACUGAUAUUCAACCAUGGAACAAUCCUGAAACUAUGAAUGUCAAAAGACAAAGCGAGAAAGAAUUAACAGUUAUAUGAAUAUGCAGAAAUAUCUGCGUUAUGUUCCGUUAGCGUCGCAACCAUCAUAUUUAGAGGAACGAUCAAUUUUAAAAUCCAAGAAUUCUUGAAACUGUUUCCUUUAUUUUUUCAUUCAUAAAGUUUCUUUUUAAACAAUCAAUAUGUUAAACAAUUUCUAGAGUUUAGGUGGAAUACAAAAUGUAUUUAAUCUUCCGCAAACAUUAAAUUUAUGAUUCGUGCCGAUUGCGACCAAUGAUUUACAGUAAAUAUAUUCUUCUUCAACGUGGUUGAUAAUCGACAAUGUGAUAUAUGUAUUUAUAUUAGAAAAUACCAAAAAAGUAAUUAAACAUAAUUUUUAGUGUAAGGGAUAGACAAUAUCCCUUUGUACAGAGACGAUUUAGGAUGUUUAGACGACAGAACGGCUAAGAUAAUGAAAAAGAGGCUGUGCUUUACAAAACUAAGUGUACAUGUAUAUGUAGAUGAUUAGCGUCGAUAAUAUACUGUUCGUUUCCACGUUCGUAAGGUACAAGAUUGCUUUUGCUAUAUUCUAGUCUUGAGUCAAAUCUUUCAUCAAACAGUUUAACGGGACCAAUUUUUAUGUAGUUCUGAGAUUGAAAAAAGAAUUUAACUUGUAACAUAUCAAAAUUUAGAAUAGCUUGAAUGGAAGAGGUAACGUGAAGCAUUUAAUAAAAUAUUAGGUUAUCUCAUAAAUAUAGGUAUCCUUCUUUAUGACAUGUUAAAUAAACAUCAAUAUCAUACUUACUAUGUUAAACAAACAUCAAUAUCUUACUUACAUUUAUUCUUUGAAAGACAGUCGUUUUCUUGGUCUAAAUAAAAUACCUAACAUGUAUAGAAUGAUAUUUUUUUAUUUAAGGGGACACGUAACCAAAAAAUGUAAAAUGAAUCUUUUUUUAUUACAGAUUCGGAAUAUACGUAUAGAUAUUUCUGCAGGUUGUGUUAAAAUAUAGUGCAGUUUUGUACACUAGAAGUAAGAUUAAAGAGAAAGUGGGAAAAAAAUCUAUAUUCUUUUAAUGAAUUUCUGCUCCAUAAGCAGGAUCAUCUUUCUCCUGUUCUUGGAAUGUAUAUUCCAAUUUUCUUUUUCUUGCCUGCUGAUAAAUUUUUGUUAUUUUUCUUCCUGCGUUUCUCAUCCUAGUUCCAUCUAAUUAUUGCAUAAUUUUUGUACAUUUUGCUGGUUCUAAGCAAAGUUUCUCAACAAAUGAAUUAUCAGAAAAACAUUUUUCUCUUAAUCAUAUUUUUAGUACUAAUUCUUACAAAGAUAAUGAACGUAUUGAAUGAAGGAAUUUGGAAAGUAACGUCUACAAGACAAAGAACAAAAAUGAUAAUUUAUUAGUUUAAAAAUUAUGUAACUUUUUUGCUAAGAGGUAUAUAAAGAACUGAGUAUUCGAUUCAUUUAGAAUUAUUAGCAAUUAAAUUUAUUAACGUAUUGAAAAUAACAGAGUACGUGAUUCAAAUUUCAUUGAUAUUACUACAUUAAUUUCGGAGAAAAUGUUUCAUAAAACUAUACAGUUUUCUAUAUGAAUAGAGUUCGAUUGCGAGUUCCCUUAAUUAAAACUACAUGUUACACGAAUUCAAAUAAAGAAAUGCAAUAAAUAUCGGAAAUAUUUAUAAUGUUAAUAGCACUUUUUCAAAUUUCAAAUGAUAUUAGAAAAAAAUUUGAAUUUUAGCAAUAACACUGCUUCGUUACUUACAAUCAAUUGGAAGUAUGAUAUUUUUUUAGUAAAUUAUGUAUGAAAUUAUCUAACGUUGUAUAUUGUGUACAAUAUAAAAGAAGUUGUAGCUAUGUGACUGUUAGAAAUUAUUGUACUUUAAUAAUGUAUCUAAAAUGAAAAUGAAAAUGAAAAUAAAAAGAUAUAGGUAAAA
Bombus pascuorum is the source of this 3644-nucleotide messenger RNA. Its product is annotated as putative inorganic phosphate cotransporter. Gene Ontology annotation, biological process: transmembrane transport; monoatomic anion transport. The record is from RefSeq and is a predicted model, not a curated record. The transcript is spliced from 8 exons. The coding region runs from base 345 to 1784 and encodes 479 amino acids. Gene Ontology annotation, molecular function: transmembrane transporter activity. NCBI's taxonomy places the organism in Eukaryota, Metazoa, Arthropoda, Insecta, Hymenoptera, Apidae. Gene Ontology annotation, cellular component: plasma membrane.